Lutra lutra (Eurasian river otter) is the source of this 957-nucleotide messenger RNA. RefSeq names its product olfactory receptor 13J1-like. Gene Ontology annotation, molecular function: G protein-coupled receptor activity; olfactory receptor activity. NCBI's taxonomy places the organism in Eukaryota, Metazoa, Chordata, Mammalia, Carnivora, Mustelidae. Gene Ontology annotation, biological process: G protein-coupled receptor signaling pathway. The transcript has a single exon. The record is from RefSeq and is a predicted model, not a curated record. Gene Ontology annotation, cellular component: membrane. The coding region runs from base 19 to 957 and encodes 312 amino acids.
CCCCUUGAGCACAGCAAUAUGGAGCUGGUCAAUAGGACAGAGAUCUCUGAGUUCUUCCUGAAAGGAUUUUCGGGCUACCCAGCCCUGGAGCACCUGCUCUUCCCUCUGUGCUCAACCAUGUACCUGGUGACCCUGCUGGGGAACACAGCCAUUGUGGCAGUGAGCAUCCUGGACGUCCGCCUGCACACACCCAUGUACUUCUUCCUGGGAAACCUCUCCAUCCUGGACAUCUGCUACACAUCUACUUUUGUGCCCCUUAUGCUGGUUCACCUCCUGUCGGCCCAGAAGACCAUCUCCUUUAUUGGCUGCGCCCUCCAGAUGUGUCUGAGCCUCUCCACAGGCUCCACGGAGUGUCUGCUUCUUGCCAUCAUGGCCUACGAUCGCUACCUGGCCAUCUGCCAGCCUCUCAGGUACCCCGUGCUCAUGAGCCCUCGGCUCUGCUUGUCACUGGCGGGAACCGCCUGGGUCCUCUGUCUCUUCAAAUCAGUGACUGAGACAGUCAUUGCCAUGAGGCUGUCCUUCUGCGGCCACCAUGUGAUUAAUCACUUCACCUGUGAAAUCCUGGCAGUGCUGAAGCUGGCGUGCAGUGACACCUCAGUCAGUGAGGCCCUCCUGCUGGCGGGGGCCAUCCUGCUGCUGCCUAUCCCCCUGGCCUUCAUCUGCCUGUCCUACGCCCUCAUCCUGGCCACCAUCCUGAGCAUGCCCUCAGCUGCUGGGCGCCGCAAAGCCUUCUCCACAUGCUCGGCACACCUGGCUGUGGUGAUGCUGUUCUAUGGCACCGUCAUAUUCGUGUACAUGAAACCCAAGAGCAAGGAGGCCCGCAUCUCCGAUGAGGUCUUCACGGUCGUCUAUGCUGUGGUCACACCCAUGCUGAACCCUGUCAUCUACAGCCUGAGGAACAAGGAAGUGAAGGAGGCAGCCAGGAAAGUGUGGGGUAGGAGCUGGACGUCCAAGUGA